AUGACUCUUCAGCUUUCUGCGCUCAUCCAUCAAAUCAGGGCAGCACAGUCCAUUGAUGAGGAGCGUCAUGUCAUUACAACAGAAUUGGCUAAUAUUCGUACAUAUAUUAGAGAAUGUGAACCAGAAAUGCGUCCUCGCGUCAUAGCCAAGCUUGUUUAUUUAAAUAUGAUUGGUGAGACAACAUCAUGGGGUCAAAUGGAAACGCUUAGCCUUAUGGCUGAUGACCGUUUCUCAUUCAAAAGAAUUGGAUAUUUAGGUGCAGGCCUUCUCCUCGAUGAAACAGCAGAUAUUUCAGUUUUACUUACGCAUACAAUCCAAAAGGACCUUCAGUCAAAGCACAGAUUCGUUGUUGCUUUAGCGUUGGCAGUUCUUGCAAAUAUCGGAUCAACAGAACUCUGCAGAUCAUUAGCUGCUGACGUCCAAAAGGUUCUUGCCAUUGAUGACCCAUUCCUUAGGAAGCGCGCAGCAAUGGCUGUUAUCAGAAUUAUCAAGAAACUUCCAGAAUUUACAGAAACUUUCCAAACUCAUGUUCAUCUUCUCUUAAACGACUCACAACACUCCGUCGUACUCUCAGGCAUUGGUAUGGUUAUUACCAUGCUCAAAGCCCAGCCAGAACUCGCAAAUACAUGGUCUAAAUUCACUCCGGCCUUUGUUAAGAUUCUCAGAUCACUUAUUGCUUCAUCCCGCAGCUCUGAUGAAGCUUCUGAUCCAUUCCUUCAAGUCAAAGUCCUCGAAAUUCUCGCAUUACUUAAAUCUCCAUCAGAUGACCUCGAUGAAGUACUUGCUUCCAUUGUUUCUACAGCAGACAUGAAGCGCUCCGAUGGCCGUGCAGUCCUUCUUCAGGCUGUACAAACAAUUGUUGCCGUUGCAAAGAAACCUUCGCUCAGAACUCUCGCUUUCAGCCAGAUUGGCAGACUUUUAUCAUUCAGAGAAUCGAACGUUUUAUACUCAGCCCUGAACGUCUUCUCCAGGGUUCUCUACGCCAACAGAGAUAUUCUUGACCGUACAUCUGCAGAUUCCUUGGCCCUCCAGCGCUACAAAGGACAGAUCGUCAGAUGCCUCGACAACCCUGAUAUCUCAAUCCGCCGCAGAGCCCUCGACGUCAUCUCUGCUCUCAUUGAUCGAGAUAAUGUAGAGCGUCUUGUACCAGAAAUCCUCAAAUACUUGCACUUGGCGGACACUGAUUUCAGAAUGGAGCUUGUUGGCCGUAUCUUCACAGCCAUUCAGAGCUUUUCUCCAUCCGAACAGUGGAUGUUCGACGCAAUCAUGCAGAUUUUGAGAGAAUCCGGCGGUUACGUAAAGUCCGAUAUCAUCUCUGCCGUCUGCAAGGUCGUAGGAAGGAGCGAAGUAAUGCAGCAAUACGCUGUCAAGCAAUUACAGGAAGAACUUACAAGAAACUCAACAGUCCAGCCUCUCGUUCAAGUUGCCGCAUGGAUCCUCGGCGAAUUUGGCUCAGAAUCAGAGAAUUUAACUGCAACAUUCAAACAAAUUCUUAAUCUUCCACAAACAACAAAAGAAACGAAAGCAUACAUCUUUACAGCUAUCGCUAAGAUAGCCUCACGUUCACAGGCCGACCAAGCAACAAUGGAAGCACUCGCGUUCGGAGUUACAGAUAAUGAUCUCGAUUUACAGCAACGCAGCGGCGAAUACUUGCAGCUUCUUACUAAAACUACAGUUGCUGACCAAGUUCUUGCUCCUGCUCCGGCAUUUGAAGAUGAUGAUGAAGAAGGACCGAAGAAAGCGGACAACAAAGGAGCGGCCGUUCAAGGCGACAUCAUUGAUUGGAAUCCUACACCUUCCACGUCCCAGAAAGAAGCUCCACCGCUCAUUGAUAUGUCAGAUGCCUCUUCCACGACAAAUAACUCCAUUGACCUUCUUAAGUCGAUGUUUGAUGCCACCCCAGCCUCAACAGCACCAGCACAGGCUCCGCAACAGAAGCAACCGCAAAUUCCACCAGGCGCAGUUUUGGCAUACGAUAAAGACGGCGUACAGAUCUAUUUCGAGAUCCAGAGACCAAACGCAAACCAGGUUUCCGUCAGACUUAACGCUUACAACAGGACAUCUACACAGAUUAAGAGAUUCAAGGUAGAAUUCGCUUGCACACAGGGAUGGAUACCGAAAUACGAGUUGCCAUCAGGAGAUACAAUGGAGCCAAUGAAUGAAAGACCUCUCCAGCAGAUAAUGAGGUGGCAAAACUCGGGACAAUACAAAUUCGCCCUCAAAAUCAGAGUUAGCUAUGUAUACGGAACUAUGCCAAUACAGCACGACCAUGAUGUCACUGUUUUCUGA
Molecule: messenger RNA, 2289 nt
Organism: Trichomonas vaginalis G3
Lineage: Eukaryota; Parabasalia; Trichomonadida; Trichomonadidae
Product: intracellular protein transport
Exons: 1
Coding region: 1-2289 (762 amino acids)
Biological process (GO): Golgi to vacuole transport; receptor-mediated endocytosis; intracellular protein transport
Cellular component (GO): Golgi apparatus; membrane coat; AP-1 adaptor complex
Molecular function (GO): clathrin-cargo adaptor activity
Source: RefSeq, a predicted model, not a curated record